GUUUGCUUUACAAUUCCAUAAACGAACCCAUACCAAUCCAAAACAGCAAUUAUCAUCUUUCUUUAUUGAACAACGUAUCUCAUUGGUCGUGUCCUAAUAUAUAUUUAUAUUUUCAUAUAGAUGUAUACUUUAUAGUUUUUGUUUUUUCUUUUGCUACAUGACUCUCGAUCGAGGGAAAAAACUAGUUCUCAUGUUUAUCCAAAACUCUAUAUCACCUUUUUGAUGUUUUUAUAUAAGAAGACUCGUUCAUCAUACUCUUUCAAUAACCAGCUAGACAGAAAAAAAUUACACAAAAAAUUUCAAUAACCAUGGAGGGUGUUAGUGCAACUAUGCAUAAGUUUAGGCCUUAUUUGUUAAUGAUAUUUUUGCAAUUUGGAGCAGCAGGAACAUAUAUUGUUAUUAUGGCCACUCUUAACCAAGGCCAGAACCGUUACGUCGUAAUUGUGUAUCGUAAUCUUGUGGCUGCUCUUGUCCUUGCACCUUUUGCACUCAUCUUUGAAAGGAAAGUGAGGCCGAAGAUGACACUAUCGGUUUUCUGGAAAAUAAUGGCACUUGGUUUCUUAGAGCCAGUCUUGGAUCAGGGUUUUGGUUACUUGGGGAUGAAUAUGACAUCAGCAACGUAUACAUCUGCGAUCAUGAACAUUCUUCCUUCGGUCACAUUUAUAAUAGCUUGGAUUUUAAGAAUGGAGAAAGUGAACAUAGCAGAGAUACGAAGCAAAGCAAAGAUAAUUGGGACAUUGGUGGGUCUUGGAGGGGCAUUGGUAAUGACAUUGUACAAAGGUCCGCUUAUUCCUUUACCAUGGUCUAACCCGACUAUGGAUCAACAAAACGGACAUACCAAUAGUUCAGAAGACCAUAACAAUUGGGUUGUUGGAACCUUGUUGAUACUCCUCGGUUGUGUUGCUUGGUCUGGUUUUUAUGUUUUACAGUCCAUAACAAUAAAGACAUAUCCAGCCGAUCUCUCACUAUCAGCCUUAAUAUGCCUAGCCGGGGCUGUCCAAAGCUUCGCUGUAGCACUUGUGGUGGAGCGCCACUCCAGCGGAUGGGCGGUUGGAUGGGAUGCAAGGCUUUUUGCACCUCUUUACACGGGCAUAGUAAGCUCGGGGAUAACAUACUACGUUCAAGGGAUGGUUAUGAAGACGAGAGGACCAGUUUUUGUCACUGCCUUUAACCCUCUCUGCAUGAUUCUUGUAGCUCUCCUUGCCUCUUUUAUUCUUCAUGAACAAAUCCAUUUCGGAUGUGUAAUAGGAGGGGCCGUGAUCGCCGCGGGAUUGUAUAUGGUAGUUUGGGGAAAAGGAAAAGACUAUGAAGUAUCAGGAUUAGAUAUCCUUGAAAAGAAUAGCCUCCAAGAAUUGCCAAUCACAACUAAAGGUGACGAUGACAAAUUGGUUUCUUCUAUAAGCGACAACAGCAAUGUGACCAUUCCCGGUGGUGCGCAUCGUAACACAUCUGGAAUAUAAGUGAAGAAAGUAUUUCUUGAGUUAUAAAUACAUAUUUGUAUUCGACUAAAAUAAAUACAUAUGUAUUUGUAUGCAUUUGGUAUGAAAUACGUUGAAAUUAUUUUUAUGUUUUGACAGUUA
Messenger RNA from Arabidopsis lyrata subsp. lyrata, 1580 nucleotides. Its product is annotated as WAT1-related protein At4g08290. Gene Ontology annotation, molecular function: transmembrane transporter activity. The coding region runs from base 309 to 1460 and encodes 383 amino acids. Gene Ontology annotation, cellular component: plasma membrane. The record is from RefSeq and is a predicted model, not a curated record. The transcript has 7 exons. NCBI's taxonomy places the organism in Eukaryota, Viridiplantae, Streptophyta, Magnoliopsida, Brassicales, Brassicaceae.